Microcebus murinus (gray mouse lemur) is the source of this 381-nucleotide messenger RNA. Its product is annotated as keratin-associated protein 21-2-like. The record is from RefSeq and is a predicted model, not a curated record. Lineage: Eukaryota; Metazoa; Chordata; Mammalia; Primates; Cheirogaleidae. Gene Ontology annotation, biological process: hair follicle development.
AUGUGUUGCAACUACUACAGAAACUCAUGUGGUAGCCUUGGUUAUGGCUGUGGCUACGGCUCCGGCUAUGGCUGCAGAUAUGGCUCCGGCUAUGGCUGCGGAUAUGGCUCCGGCUAUGGCUGCGGAUAUGGCUCCGGCUAUGGCUGCGGAUAUGGCUCCGGCUAUGGCUGCGGCUAUGGCUGCGGAUAUGGCUCCGGCUAUGGCUGCGGAUAUGGCUCCGGCUAUGGCUGCGGAUAUGGCUCCGGCUAUGGCUGCGGAUAUGGCUCUGGCUAUGGCUGUGGUUGGGGCUCGGGAUAUGGCUGUGGCUAUAGCUGUGACUACGGUUCCACAUAUGGCUGUGGAUAUGGGGCUGCAUACGGCUGUGGCUGCUGUACCUACUGA